Monopterus albus (swamp eel) is the source of this 4446-nucleotide messenger RNA. It is a transcript of the gene fam13b, whose product is annotated as family with sequence similarity 13 member B. The record is from RefSeq and is a predicted model, not a curated record. Gene Ontology annotation, biological process: signal transduction. Bases 1 to 3054 code for a protein of 1017 amino acids. The transcript has 24 exons. Lineage: Eukaryota; Metazoa; Chordata; Actinopteri; Synbranchiformes; Synbranchidae.
AUGUCAGUAGUUUUUGCUGCCAGCACCACAAGGGUUUUUGGUGUUCCGUUGGAGGAGGUGACACGCACACACACGGUCAGCGGCUACGAGGUUCCUGCACUAGUGAAACACAUCGUUGACUACAUUGAGGAACACGGUCAUCUGGACCUAGAGGGGCUCUUCCUCGUUAAUGGCAACGCAGAGCGUGUGGAAUGGCUGCGUCAGCGCUACGACAACGGUGAGGAGGUGGAGCUAGAGAAGGAGGCAGACCUGGCAUCAGCAGUCAGCUUGCUCCGACUCUUUCUGCAGGAACUUCCUGAGCCCAUUAUCCCAACAGCAAUACAAGGACAUAUACUGCAGCUUCACCAAGAUUACAGCAAUGAGGCAGAGCUGUGUAGAAACUUGAAGUACCUGCUGCAGCAGCUUCCCCAGCUGAACUACGGUCUACUGCGUUUUCUGUGCCGCUUUCUGGCCAGCGUGGCAUCGCUUCACAUCUUCCACCUAUCAACAGAAGGAGAGGACCUUCGGGACCAAGGUUCUGUCAGCAGAGUCCUGGCAGAGCUGUUGGACAACCAGGAGGGUCUGUUUGACUCGGAUGACGAUGACGUCUCCACUACCAAUGACUACAGCUCCAUCAAUGAACAGAUCACAGAGCUGUUGGAUGAUGAUAAGGGUGAGGCAGAAUGUGAAGAGCUGCCUCAAGACGGGGAAGAGGGUCCUUCCUCCUCCGACUCACCGCAACACACACGUGCUGACGACAGCCCUGCAGCCAGCUCCCACCUCUCCCCUGUAUCCAUCCUGCCUGCUGACUCUGCUGAGAUAAUUCAGCGAAGCAUCAGGGCUGCAGUGGAGCAGAACUUCUACAAUGUGACAGCCACCAUUGAGCAAGACCUCGCCAACUAUGACAGCCAGGGGGUAAGUCCCAGUGAGCCUGCAGGCCAGGGUUGCCAUGGAGAUGAGAAGCAGCAACAAGCAACCCGUGAUGGCAGUCCCAGCGAUCCAGAAGGGGAAACGCCGCUCACACUGACCGAGCAGCACGAACAACAAAGUCAGACAGACACACAGGAUUCUCUGGCCUCUGGCGCCGCCCUGGAGGACAGCUUGGGAAUGGACCUGGAUGCAGAGGCUGUCAGAGAUGCUGAGAACAAUAUCAGUGCUACUAGGCAGGACAAUCAACCCUGUGCCACCAUGGAGGAGACUGACACCAUAAGCUGUGACUUGGGUUCACACCGCUGUGAUCAAAAUGCCAACACCAGCGAGAGCAACAGGAACCUUCUGUCACCAUAUCACCCAAACUCUGGCCACAGUCCCCACCUCCAGCUCUUUCCUGACAACCAGUGGGAAGCGUCACCCCUGUCCCAUCUUCAUCUCCUUCCCAUAGACUUCUCAUGUAUGCAUCUGCAAAAAGAAGGCCAGGACCCCGUACCUGCUUACAAAUCCUGGCAGGAUGACAAUGACAGCGGAGAGGCACAGCUCUCCCCUCUGGCCGGUCGCAUGGUUCCUCUCCCCCCGCUGCCCCUGGAGGAAGACGACGAGGAGGACGAGGGGGAGGGAGGGCAGGACGCCUCCCCCUCCUCUUCCCGCUCUCACCCUCACCUUCUGGCUCGACGCUUUCUUGACUUUGGUGUGCACGGUGCCCAGCGAUUCCUCCAGCAGGAUCCAGAUGCCACCUCGCCCACCAAAGCACAGAGGCCACGGCGAGCAUCAUUUGGCUCCAAAGAGGCAAUUAGAGGAGGAGAUUCAGUGACUCAUCAACUCACCAAGAAGCUUCAGCACCUGAAGAAGAAAAUCAAACAGUUUGAAGAGCAGUUUGAGAAGGAGAGGAACUACAAGCCCUCUCAUGCAGACAAGGCAGCUAACCCCAAAGUCCUCAAAUGGAUGACCGACCUUACCAAGAUCCGCAGGCAGCUUAAAGGACGCCAGCACCUUUUACCCAGAAGCACGCUGAGGCACCAGGCUUUGCUCCAUUCACACAGACGCCACCAUGUCCCCUCCCCUUACCCAUUCUCCUCUAUCUGCUCACCUCCUCACGCACUCACCCCCAUACUCCACCCCUACUCAGGCCUGAGCUCUAGACCGUUUCUCCUCAAUGCCAAACACCGUGCAGAGAGUGAGCUCGGCCCUCAGACUCGCCCCCGAAGCAACACCUUGCCUAAGAGCUUUGGCUCCACGCUGGAUCAAGGUUCUUAUGACGCAGCAGUGGAGGUCAAAGGUCCACAUCCCACCAGGGAGGAAACACUGGAGCUGAUCCAGCGCAGGGUCAAAGGGAAGAGGCAGGAGGACGGCUGGCCUGAUGACAUCAAGAAGAUGACCAAGGAGCAGCUGUCCUCUGAGAAGACGGUCUUACAGAAAAACCUGCUGCACUACGAAGGCCUGCACGGUCGACCUGUCACCAGAGAGGAGCGUCUGGUGGUAAAGCCUCUCUACGAUCGCUAUAGAUUGGUCAAACAGAUGCUCACCAGAGACGGCAUCACACCUAUCACAGCGUCCCCCUCUAGUAAGAGGCGGAGUCAGACCCUCCAGCCAAUCAUUGAGGGUGAAACUGCUCAUUUCUGGGAGGAGAUUAAAGAAGAAGAAGAGGAGGAGGAGGAAUGUAAAGGAGGGGGAGAACAAGAUGACAGAGGAGAGGAGAGGGAUGAAGAAGAGGAGGAAGAAGAGGAGGAGGCAGAGAGCAGUGGUGGGGAGAUGCAGAGCCCAGAAGUCAUCAUGGCCAUCGACCUUGUGACUCCAACUGAUGGACCAAUGAUGAGCCAGAAGCAGAGCAACUGUCCAAUGAGGGCCAAGCUCGAGGAGGGGUCGGGGCAGCUGGCGCUGGACCUGCGACUCUCCAGCUCCAACGCUUCUUCCAUGCCAGAGCUGCUGGAACAGCUGUGGAAGGCCAGAGCAGAGAAGAAGAAACUAAGGAAGACCAUCAAAGAGUUUGAGGAGGAUUUCUAUCAGCAUAAUGGAAGGAAUGUUCAGAAGGAGGACCGGGUGCCAAUGCUGGAUGAGUACAGAGAGUACAAGAGGAUCAAGGCCAAACUCCGCCUCCUGGAAGUCCUCAUCAACAAACAGGAUUCCUCCAAAUCCAUCUAGAGUCACCUGCCAUCGCCGCACACAUCAACCGUCAUCAGUGCUGCGAGGACCCGCCCAGGAUGCCUGUCAGUCAUCACACCUGGAAGGCUCAACACUCGCUGCAACAGGAACCACAUUACACAACUUCCCAGGAAGUCGACAUCAAGACAAGGCUCUCGGACGUCACGACCACCGCUAAUUAUGCUGCAGUCAUGUCACGAGAAGAGUCAGUGAGAGUUCAGAGUUAGGGUUCAGAAGGUCAGAGACUGAAGUCCCAAUUUAACUUCUGUGUAAACACUGUGUGGAGUUGCAGGCCUUCCUGAACACAGGAAACUUUCCUGUAACCAGCUGAGGGACUUUCUAACUUCACCCGUGUUCUGACUACAGAAACCAAAGUUAAGUUUUGGUUCUUGCAUCAUUUCUGCCCACAGGAAGUAGUACUUUGAGAGGGCAGAGAAACUAUUCAGCUAUCUGGGACUGGUUUGACAGGCCUCAUUGGUUUCUGCUAGCAUCAGUAUAAGGACAAGGGAAGAUGAUUUCUCCCUGAGUCAGUAACAAGUAGGACAUUUACAUUUCAGAUGGUUUUAAUCUCUUCUGUUGUCAGCAGAAAAGUGAAGACAAACGCGCUGAAACAGCGGAGUUUGUGCUGCUCAUGGUUUCUACAGUGACAAAAACAACUUAUUAGCUAGCAGUUUAGUACUUUAUAGCAAAACAUGACAGUUUUUUGAAUUUUAACAGAACGUCUAUACAACUACAGCUAUUUUCCUCUGUUAUUCAGAAAAAUGGCUCAGUCUGUCUUCUGGCAAAGCUCAGCGCAGUUAACCUCUUUUAAGGUGACAGAAGAUGUGCACACUGAUUUUCCCGUGACAGGAACGCAGCACCAGCACAGCUACCUCAUAUAAUCCACGUUACAGAUUAUACCUCAUAUAAUCCGUAACGUGGCCGCAGAUGAAACGUGGAGAAAAGAAACUGUCACUGUUGGUCUCCUCCUCCUCCACCAAACUUGUUUUGGCUCCAAGGAAAACUGGAACAAUAAGUUCAGACUUUUUUAGUUUCAGGAACUUUUCUGUUGUCACUCUUCAUGUUCUUUCCUUCCUACUGAGGAAUUGUAUUGGACAACUCAAGACAUUGUUCUUUGCUCGUUUUGUUCUUUUGCCUCACUCCAAGGGGACACGACUUCUUCCAGCUGCCUCCUCGGCCUGAGGCGAUUCUUAUACUCCGUUGGCAGAACUUCAUUUACAUCCUCACCUCCUGGGAUGCUUCAUCUUCUGGCUUCAACUUAAUUCAGAAGCUUAAAAACAAGUUUGUUCAUUUUUAAAGAAAAAAAAAAGAUGUACAUACUUGUUUGUGAGACUGUUGUUCACACUGUAUGAAAACUAUAUUUGAGUUUAAAGGCAAAAUGGAAAAAAGUAA